Guyanagaster necrorhizus is the source of this 1385-nucleotide messenger RNA. RefSeq lists its product as uncharacterized. Lineage: Eukaryota; Fungi; Basidiomycota; Agaricomycetes; Agaricales; Physalacriaceae. Bases 218 to 1087 code for a protein of 289 amino acids. The transcript has 5 exons. The record is from RefSeq and is a predicted model, not a curated record.
GAUUCAUGUCACUAACUACAACAGUUUGCUGCAAAAAUCAGGAACAGUAACAGGUCCAAAAAACAAUCCAAGGAGCACAAAAUGAGCUCUGACGUGUUUCAUCCCUGCACCUUAGCAGCAUAAACAAGUCUCGAAAACUCCUGGGAAGCAGACUGUUACGUAUUGGACCGGAGUUCCGCCUCUUCCUGCCACGCUUUUCGCCUUUCUCAUGUCACUAAUGAACCCAAUAAUUGCUGUAUUCGACCAUGCUUUGAAGCCUGUGGCUCCCUUCACCUGGUUUGGGUUGCCUAUUACCACUCUGGACAUCGUGGCAGCAUUCCGCCUCUGCCUAAUCCUCCGGCAGACGAAGGAAGUGCUUCAUCGAGAACACGUAUCGAAAGUAGGGCAUUCUCUGGUCGAAAAUAGGUCGUUUGCUCGGAGCGCUCUGACGACGCUGACUGUCGUUUUCGGCGGAGAAGCCAUGACUUCACCAUUGAUUGGCGUUCCUUGUUCCUUCAUGGUAUCUGGUGCCACAACCAUCUUUUACACGCUCGUGCAAGCUAUCGUCGACGCGCUUCCCCUUGUUCCCGCGCCCACCUUCGAAAUGGAACUCCCUCUUUCUAUUGUUGAUGGCUUUACGCGUGCUUUCCUGCUCUGCGACCUCAUACCACCAGUCGUCACCGCUAACGCGUCGUCGAAUAUCGCAAACUCUUCCUGGACACUGCUUGUUACCUCCUUCGUUGCAGCAAAUGGCGGUUUCUUCUUAACUAACCUUUUCUCGCUCAUGAACCCGACGCCUAUGAUGCUACAAACUCCACCGGAGCUCAUGCCAUAUGGAUGGACUACUUCAGAUUUGUGGUGCGCACCGGCAAUAACGGGUCUUUAUGCCCUGCUCACUCAUGCCCAGCCCUUCUGGGCUGAGGCGCAUACCUUCAUCUUCGAUCUUUUGAAUGGUGGCGCCGUGUCCGAGAAAGCCGUACAUCCUGUUGACAACGACACAGCCAGAGCUGUCUGUGCAGUCCUGCUGGCUGCGUUGUUCGCUGGACGUACUGUGAAAAACUUCAGACAUCUGUGGCUUGAACCCAAACUGAAAGUUAAAACACAAUGAUCGUGCCUCUGUGCUUUCGGUUCGAACGUCGACAUGGAAAAUAGAUCACUGCUUAUAGAUACGUGUCCUCAAAUUUGAUGCAGAAAAUAUCCAUCGGCGUAGAGAGCCAGGUUUUCCAUGGACAGUCCUUGUCAGCCAAUCCGUUACUGAAAGGGAAAGAAGGCCUAGGGAGGUUGGUCAUGGUUCAAGAUCAAGUGGUUGUGAUUCGUGAAAGUGAAGCCAACAGGCGACCUCUUUCCGAUUUUUCCGAGAAUAUAGAGUAAUGCAGUCCAAUCAAUCUUCAUCCAAUACUAUGACA